Messenger RNA from Merops nubicus (carmine bee-eater), 632 nucleotides. RefSeq names its product CDC42 small effector 2 (gene CDC42SE2). Gene Ontology annotation, cellular component: plasma membrane. Lineage: Eukaryota; Metazoa; Chordata; Aves; Coraciiformes; Meropidae. Gene Ontology annotation, molecular function: small GTPase binding. Gene Ontology annotation, biological process: regulation of Rho protein signal transduction. The coding region runs from base 1 to 255 and encodes 84 amino acids. The record is from RefSeq and is a predicted model, not a curated record. The transcript has 4 exons.
AUGAGUGAGUUUUGGUUGUGCUUCAACUGCUGUAUUGCAGAACAGCCUCAGCCUAAAAGACGACGGCGGAUUGACCGAAGUAUGAUUGGGGAGCCAACAAACUUUGUUCACACAGCUCACAUAGGAUCAGGAGACCUAUUCAGUGGAAUGAAUUCGGUAAGCUCAAUUCAGAAGCAAAUGCAGUCCAAGGGAGGCUAUGGAGGUGGCAUGUCUGCAAAUAUUCAGAUGCAAUUUGUAGAUACAAAGGCAGGAUAACCUUGGGGAAACCUUUCCAGUUUAUGUGAUUCCAUGUGUCUUCUUUCCGGUGUCCCCUCCUUUGCCUUGGUGACUGCUUUCUGUGCUCAUGACAAGAGAAGUGAUGGCUCAUUGUUCACUCUUUGUGAUUACUCCAGUGAAAAGUUGCUGUUCUGCUCUGAUGAUGCCAUUUAUCAGAUUGGUCCAACCAUGCCUUUCAGUGGCUUGCACACAUUGGCCUCUACCCGUAUCAUUGACAUAGAGUCUUUUAGGUUUCAUAUUAGUUUUUUGUUUGUUCUAAGGCAAAGCAAAGCACGAACCUUAGCUUCCCUCACAAAUACUACUGCACAGCAUCCUGUUGCUUUUUAGUUCUUAAAUCUUUUCUCCACUCAAAUAAU